Messenger RNA from Striga asiatica, 429 nucleotides. The record is from the annotation of a GenBank genome assembly. Lineage: Eukaryota; Viridiplantae; Streptophyta; Magnoliopsida; Lamiales; Orobanchaceae.
AUGUCUAAGUACUAUUGUAAAAGAAAGCUCUCCAAAGAGCUGAUUAAAAGCCAAGGUGAAUCCAUGCAGAAUAUACUGUUCCUCGAUAGGCAACCGUGUAUUGGUGUUGUUUCUCCCGCUGACUAUUUCGAUAAGAAGAACCCCAAAACUGUAAAUAUCCGCCCGCCGUGUCAGCUGCCCUCUAAUUGCAUAUUCGGGAAUGAGCUUGGCCAGACCAAAAUCCGAGAUUUUUGGGGUCAAAUCUUUGUCAAGAAGAAUAUUACUUGCUUUGAUGUCUCGGUGGACAAUAUGCGGCCUCACUUCCUCGUGAAGAUACGCAAGUCCCCUUGCAACUCCAAUGCAAAUUUUAACUCGAGUCCGCCAGUUAAAGUAGUUGUAGACGAGAAUCCUUUGUUUGCCUUCCACACAACACCCAUAGAGCUUCACUAA